Eruca vesicaria subsp. sativa (arugula) is the source of this 399-nucleotide messenger RNA. NCBI's taxonomy places the organism in Eukaryota, Viridiplantae, Streptophyta, Magnoliopsida, Brassicales, Brassicaceae. The record is from the annotation of a GenBank genome assembly.
AUGGGUUGUCUAAAUGGCAAGGUGACGAGCAAGCCUAUACUAGUGUAUCCAAACAGCGGAGAACGCUAUGAUGCUGAUCGGAAGGAGUGGGUUGAAAACACAGAAGUUGGGGGUGAAGACUUUGGUGUCGUACGUAGAGAAAUGGAUGGAUGCAGAAGUCUCAUUGCUGCCGCACAACACCAGCCACCAUCAGAGCCAUUCACAACCGUCUUGUCACCCGGAUCUCUCUUCUCUUCUUCUUAGCUUUCCAAGCUCCACUUUCACUCUCUCUCUCUCUCUCAACCUUUUUUUUCUUUUGCAAUAGAUUUGUUGUACCAAACAUAUGAAUGAGUUUGUUAUCCUUUUCUUUGCCAAAAACAAAACCGAACUUUUAUUUUUGAAAUGCGAUCAAAAGUUUUG